Drosophila navojoa is the source of this 978-nucleotide messenger RNA. RefSeq lists its product as uncharacterized. NCBI's taxonomy places the organism in Eukaryota, Metazoa, Arthropoda, Insecta, Diptera, Drosophilidae. The record is from RefSeq and is a predicted model, not a curated record.
UAUAAAUAAGACUAUCGUCUGGCAUUGCGAGUCUCAGUUUCACUGAUUGAACGACAGACAAUGCAUUCAGCGUGGCUUCGUUGUUUCGCCUUUCUAUGUUUGGUAUUGAGUUGCUGUGAGGCGGCACCAUCGACUGAGAAGGAGGGGCAGGUGGUGCGCGUCUAUCCCAUCAGCGAGGAGCAGUAUGAGCGCUUGCUGCAGCUUACCGAUGGCAAAAAUCUGAUAUCCGAGGGGCGGCUGACUACCGCCGGAUUUACUUCGGUCCGCAACACGCUCGGCUCGGGCUGGAACUCGCUGCUGCGCAUCGUCGGCUUGACCUCGACCCGCACGGAGCAGCCAAAGAUCGAUAUCGAUGGGCAGCCUCUGUGUGUUAUGAGGCGCAAUAUAUACGAUGCUGAGUCGCUUGGCAUACAGGGCAGAUCGUCAAACGAUGAGGAGUCGGUCAUCAAUUGCAUUGUGGUGCUUAAGCGGGAUCCGGCAUUGCAGACCCUCAGCUCUAGCAAUCCUGACUUUGCGCCCUAUUGGUACACCGAACAAAGUGACGAGCAGCCGCUGCAGCAGCUGCAGCCGCUGCAGCAGGCAGCACAGCCAGUUGAGCUGGACUUUGCUCCAGAGGCUGAGCAGCAGCUGGAACGGAUCAGGACAACGACAACCACAAGUGCGCCAAAGGUAACUAAGAAGAAGCGUAACAAAUCCAAAUCCAUACCCAAAUCCAAAUCCAAGAGCAAGAACAAGAAACGGGCACGCCCAGCUCUGGGCUCUGUAUUUGCUGUGCCUGCUUCACUGCCAACGGCACCAUAUGGCAGCGCCUAUGGCGGUGCCUAUCCCUUCCCUAGCUACGGCCAGUACAAUCCCUAUGCAGCCUACAGCCAACAGCUGCCCUUUAGCCCCCAAUCAGCUUUUGGCCAGCAGCCCUAUCCAUAUUCGCCGCCGUAUUAUGGACAGAAUCCAUCAACAAAGCGAACAGAUUCAGUCUAA